This is a messenger RNA of Cryptomeria japonica (Japanese cedar), 3168 nucleotides long. Its product is annotated as receptor-like protein 9DC3. The record is from RefSeq and is a predicted model, not a curated record. The transcript is spliced from 2 exons. NCBI's taxonomy places the organism in Eukaryota, Viridiplantae, Streptophyta, Pinopsida, Cupressales, Cupressaceae. Gene Ontology annotation, molecular function: protein binding. Bases 1 to 3168 code for a protein of 1055 amino acids.
AUGUUGCACUUCCAUUUCUCAUGUGUUAGCGCAUGCCCAAAUGAAGAAAGAAGUUACCUUCUCGACUUUAAAGGUGGUCUCAAAGAUCCGUCUGGUCGAUUAAGGUCGUGGCAGAAUUUCAACUGUUGCCAAUGGGAGGGUGUCACCUGUGACUAUCAUUCCGGUCAUGUAGUUGCCCUCGACCUCAAAAUUCAUCAUUGUGACCAAUGGCGAUGCUGGGAGAGGGAAGAUUCAUAUAAAUUGAGUGGGAAGAUCCAUGAUUCUCUGUUCAACCUGCAGUAUCUGCAACAUUUAGAUUUAAGCUGGAAUGACUUCCGUGGAGCUAAUUUUGGAGGUAAGAUCCCUCCAGAGUUGAGUAACAUUACAACCUUGCGCCACCUGAAUUUGAGCGAGAAUUAUUUCAAUUGGACUGCCAUACCUUCUCAGUUGGCAAAACUCCAGAGGCUUACUUUCCUUAGUUUGACAAGUGCUGAAAUUGGAGGGGAGAUUCCUCUAGAGUUGGGUAACAUUACAGCGCUACGCCACCUGGAUUUGAGCCGGAAUUACUUCAAUGGUACUGCCAUACCUGCUGUGUUGGGAAAACUCCGGAGGCUUACUUUCCUUAACUUGGCAGAUGCUGCAAUUGGUGGCGAGAUUCCUCUGGAAUUGGGUAACAUUACAACCUUGCGUCACUUGGAUUUGAGCCGGAAUAGCUUCAAUUGGACUGCCAUACCUCCCCAGUUGGAAAAACUCCGGAGGCUUGCUUUUCUUGACUUGUCAUUUGCUGAAUUUGGAGAUGAAAUUCCUCCGGAAUUGGGUAACAUUACAACCUUGCGCUACCUGGAUCUCUCAGCAGUAUCACCGUAUUUCUCAACAGAGUCAGCACAUAACUUGAAGAGUAGGAGGUUUGAAGGAUUGAUAAGAAAUCUCAGAAGCUUGGAAUACCUGGCUAUGAGACAAGUAAAUCUGUCGACAGGAAAUGAUCAAUGGAGUAAUGCCCUCAGCAGCCUAUCUAAACUCAAGGAGAUUGAGCUGGCUGAUUGUGGACUUUCAGGUACAAUGACUUCUCUCCUAAACCUCACUCACUUAUCCCGUCUGUAUCUCUCAGGGAAUCCAUUUUAUUCCCCAUUGCCAGCUUGGUUUCAGAAUGUCUCGUCCUUGGUUUCACUUGAUCUGUAUUCUUGUAGUCUCAGAGGUUCCAUCCCUUCAGAUUUCAUGUGCCAAUUAAGCCUCAGAAAUCUUGACUUGUCAUAUAACUACCAUCUAGGAGGAGUAAUUCCGCACUGCAUCGCAAAUUUGUCAGUGCUUGAGACGUUGGACCUCUCAUACAAUAAUUUAACAGGGGAUUUGCAAGCGUUUGGAUCGUUCGUUGGUAGGUUUUCUUCCCUCGCAUAUCUGGACGUCAGCUACAACCGAUUAUCUGGAACAAUUCCAGAUACCACUUCAGAGUUUUCUUUCCUCCGACAUCUGGACCUCAGUAACAACCAAUUGUCUGGAACAAUUCCACAUACCAUUUCAAAGUUUCGCCAAUUAGAAAAGUUGUUACUAAGCUCCAAUCAUUUAACCGGCGGUAUUUCUCCUUUCGUAUUGGAAAUACCUAACCUCAAAGAAGUGGACUUAUCUGAAAAUCAGCUUACACUUAAUAUCUCUUCAAGUUGGAUUCCACAAUUUGCCCAACUGGAGUACAUCGGGUUAAGGUCUUGUAAUCUUCAAGGGGAGAUUCCUGCAUUUUUGUCUACUCAAUUCUCAUUAGAAUAUGUGGACUUGUCAGAUAACAAUAUUGUAGGAAAUAUUCCUACCUGGUUGUGGGAGCUUCGGAGCCUCACAGGGCUCAAUCUUUCUCAUAACCGACUAGAAGGUUCUUUGCACCCUGUUUCCAAGUAUAUAGAGAGGUUAGAUUUACAUAACAAUAGUUUACAUGGCUCUAUACCAGAUGUUAGUGGAUUCUAUUUAGACUUGUCAGACAACAAGUUCAACGGUUCUAUUCCACGCUCUAUAUGCUCUGCACCUAAUGACUUGAUGUUUUUGGACUUGUCAAAGAACGGGCUAACCGGUGUGAUUCCUACAAAUCUGGUUAGAUGUUCUUAUCUGCAAAUAUUGAAUUUGGCUCAAAAUCAUUUGGAAGGUAAGAUUCCAGAAGAGCUAGGAAAUCUUACAGUGCUUCAGACACUAAAUCUCAAUGAAAACAAAAUGCGAGGUGUUAUCCCUCCUUCAAUAGAAAAUUGUACAAAACUCCGAGUAUUUGACGUAGGAAAGAACCAAAUUCAGGGAUGCCUCCCAGUUUGGAUUGGAAAACUGGAAGAAUUACGAAUUCUCAACUUGGCUUUUAAUAAGUUGCAAGGCACCUUUCCGCCGGGAUUGCUGAACCUCGUGGAUCUUCAGAUUCUAGAUUUAUCUCACAAUAUUUUUUCAGGAUAUAUUCCAAAGAGUUUGGGGAAGUUGAAUGCUAUGGCUAAUCAGACACAGUGUGACAAAAUAGAGAUGAGCCUGAGUGAUUGGAGCUAUGCUUUUGGUGCUGGCCCCUCUUUAGAAAUAAUGUUCGUGAAUCAAGUAACACUUUGGAUUAAAGGACGAGCAACUCCAUAUCCUAAGAUUAUCAGUGCCUUCAAAUUCAUGGAUCUCUCUUACAAUAAGCUGACAGGCAAUAUUCCUGAGGAAAUGGGAGAGCUGAAGGGUUUGAUUGCUCUCAACAUUUCAAACAACAAUCUAAUAGGCAACAUUCCUAAUUCCCUGGGAGGUAUGGUUCAGUUGGAGUGUUUGGAUAUUUCAGGAAACAUGUUUUCAGGCAACAUUCCAGCAGGUCUUUCAAACCUCACAUUCCUUUCUGCUUUGAAUCUUUCAUACAACAAUCUUUCCGGGUUAAUACCGCAGGGGAAGCAGUUUGCAACUUUUGAGGCUUCUUCUUAUCUGGGGAACGCCAAUCUUCACGGACCUCCCUUGGAAAACGGAACACUGAGAUCUGGUCGGGGUGAAAGAGGUGGCCAAGUACACUCGAAUAGCACAGGAGUUACGGACAAUGAUGCAGAUACAGAUGAAGAUGAAUUGGAUCAAUGGUGGGCAGUGGCAAUGGGGUUAUGUUUCGGGGUAGGAUUUUCCACUGUGAUUGCAAUUUUGUGCUUUCACCUAAAAUGGAGGUACAAAUGUUUUUCUUUGCUGGAUAAUUUUGUCCAGUACCUUUUUGAACAUUGA